AUGAACGUUUCCGCUGCCACCUCAGGUCCAAAGGCAGUGAAACCUCGCAAGAAGAGAAACACACCUACCCAGGAGCUUACUUCUAAAAUAACCGCCAUUGAUUCAGAAAAUUGCAACUUGAAGAAUCAUCUCUUGCUGUUGAUUAAUGAAUACAAGCAUUUGAAAAAUGCGGUUAUGUUCAAAACAAACCAAAGCUUUACUCAGACUCAUCAAGGCCUUGAUCUUGAUCUUCUGACAACUGAAUCUAUAAAUCACGGGAAUGGGGCAACUCCCAUCAAUCCUUCUGUUUCUCAUACAACCACAAAUUCUCCUAUUAACUCCCCACUCCCAGGAGGUUCUCCUUCUGCAUUGGCUCCAACAAUUCCUAUGCGAUCCAAGUCAAUUGGAGCUCAGCCAUCAUCUGCACACAUUAUACUAUCUCGGAACAACUAUUUCUUCCUGGAUCACACUAAUUUCCGCAAAAGAUCUUUCACAGAGUUGACUGGUAAUUAUUCUACUCCUUCUAGUGCCGAUGACGAUAUGUUACGAUUUCUUAAUGACUCCCUCAUAGAUCCCGAAGAUUCGGAACAAUUUCAAAAACAACCAGAAACAAUCGAAGAAGAAGAAUCAGAAGAACCCCUUGUCAGUGUUGCAAAGGGUGUUUUUGAAGAUGAUGAAUUCAUGCACAAUGAUGAAGAUGAUGCUGAUAUAGAUGAUAUUACUUCUCCUACAAGUGAUUUGUCCAGAACUUCGUCUUCUCCAUUCUCAGAUUUAGACAUUUAUAACAGUUUGAUGACAAGUUUAACUCGGUCUACGAGUGUCAGUACUACUGAACCAUUGGUGAAAACUAAUUCUGCUUUCCCAUACCAUUCCCAUAAUCUUCACCAACAUAAAGUUUAUGAUAUCCCCACUGAUGCAAGUAUAGAUUCCAAUGCUGGCUAUAAGUUUUCGUUUGAAUCCAUUGAUCCACAUAAUGAAUCUUUAAUGGAAUUAUCAAAUGAAGAAUACACCAAUGUGGAAGAUUUACUAGAAAAUGGGGUUUUCAAUUAA
Molecule: messenger RNA, 1029 nt
Organism: Lizanozyma spartinae
Lineage: Eukaryota; Fungi; Ascomycota; Pichiomycetes; Serinales; Debaryomycetaceae
Exons: 1
Coding region: 1-1029 (342 amino acids)
Source: RefSeq, a predicted model, not a curated record